UCUGUUUUCCUUUCGGUCACAGAGAUCCAUUCCCAAAUAUUUUUUCAGUUUCAAGCCUUUCAGAUAGGCCUACAUGUGCAUUUGCGUGAAUGUGUAUGUAAUGCGUUUGUUGACGAUACGUUGCAUAACCAGAGGCGUUCGACUAAAUACGCCCUCUGUACGUUUCAUGCGAUUGUUGACAGUGUAACUCGGGUGCUCAGUCAGACUAGAUAGAUUUCUCCUCGCUACUUGCAAUCGACUUCUUCAGAAUGGACAGAUGACGAAGCCGCAUUCAUUUGGGGGUAGUCGGCAACAGCAACAUUGUAGCAGACUUGCUGCCAGGUGCCUUUCUGCAACAUUGUUGCAGGUGUCUUCCUGUUGCGCUCACUUUGUAUCAAGUUAACAAGACUAUUCUUAACCGGAUGUUGCUGCCUGUGAACUGAGGUGACAGCUGGAGUGGAAAAUAUCGAAAGUAACGCCUGCCUUUUGAACUCCAUAGUGUCAGCACGACUUAAAAGACAUGGAGAAAUAAGGCAUGAAGCGGGUGUUCCCUAAGAUGAAGUUCAAGUAGGCCCAAGUAAGUCGAGUAUGGGUUUGCUGCUCUGGGACGUUCGGGUGGAACCGUGGUCGUUACAAGUGUGACAAAAUGUGACGGGAUAUUCUGAAGCAGGUCUGCCACGCCAAGGAAUUUGCUGCCUCGUGUGAGUCUAUGUGUUGUUGACAAAAUGUCGUGGUUGGAGAACGUGGCCAAUGUGGCCUUGCGGGUACCCAGUUUGCUUGCCCUUGAUCUGCUGUACAAAUGCGACAUAGAGAGCUUCACGGAGCACAUCAAGGCCAGGAAUGAAGAUAUGCUUUUCAAGUACAAAUAUGUCAUCUGGAACGUCUACUAUGUAGGUCAGCUGUUGAGCAUGGUGAUGCUGGUGCUUCCACUGGGCCACAUUGUGCAGCUGUACUUGCACGUGCUCACUGGGCUGCUGCUCUACGUGGGCCAUCACAACUGCAGGGAUUAUAUACAGGCAGAGAUGCGUUAUGGGGAGGACAGGCCGCUUUAUCUGGACUCUCAUGCCUUGAACAGUUUUGUAUCUACUCUGACCGGCCAGGUGAUUGUGAGCACGCUGUGUGCGUUCCUGAUGCGUACGCGUCAGGUGUGGCUGUUCUCGGCUCACCUGCUGCCCCUGGUGGCGCGGGCCUGCUGCCUGCCCCUGGACACGGUCGGCACGGUGGCCUCCGCCUCCAUGGUCAUCUCCUGCCUGCAGGUGGCCGCCUUCCUGCUCAGCCACAUGUUCCUGCCCUACAGGCUGGCCAAAGCAGCCUACACCGAGGUGCAGGAGGUGGGCUUGCAAAGGUUGUUUGCUGUGUGUGUGUCGGUGUGGCAGAGCUUCUCUGUGCCUCUGCUCUUCUCUGUCUUCUGGCUUCUGCUGUUUGGUGCCCAGCUCUGCAGUCCUGCAACCAGCCACCAGGGGCUGCUCUUGUUCCUACUUGGCAGCGUGUCUGAGAGUUGCUCCACCCCCUACUCCCUGAUGGGCCUGGCGUGUGUGGUGUCCUAUGUGGCACUGGGCCUCAUGAAUCUCUGCAAGUUCUUCCUGGGAGGAUACGCAGCCGUGCAGAACCACAAUGUCAUGCACAGUGGCGUGACGGAGGGCGUGACGCUGCUGCUGCUGGCACUGCAGACGGGGCUGUUGGACAUGUCGUCUGUGCAGCGCUCCUUCCUCCUGUCCAUCAUCCUCUUCAUCAUCCUCACCUCCACCCUGCAGAACAUGAUCGAGAUCACCGAGCCCAUCGUACUGGCACUGGCCGCCAGCAGAAACCGGAGUGUGUGGAAGCACCUGCGGGGCCUGAGCAUGUGUGUGCUGCUGCUGCUCUCCCCCAUCCUCAUGGCCUACAAGCUCUCCCAGUUCUUCGUCAUGGACCUCUGGCUCCUCAUCCUCCUCUCCAGCUGCAUCCUCACCUCUCUACAGGUGACGGGCACGCUGCUGGUCUACGGCCUCUUCAUGCUGGAGGUGUGCCUCUCCACGGCCAUCGCGGGCCUGGACGAGGUGGUGUACUACGUGAACGGCGUGUGCCGGGCGCUGGAGUUCCUGCUGGCCGUGUGCGUGGUGCUGUACGGCGCCUGGGAGUGCCUGUUUGGCGAGUGGAGCUGGCUGGGCGCCUCGGUGCUCAUCGUGCACUCCUACUGCAGCGUGUGGCUGCGCGCCCGGGCCGGCUGGAGCAACUUCCUGUUGCGCAGAGAGGCGGCCCGGAAGAUCAACCAGCUGCCCAGAGCCACGCCGCAGCAGCUCAAGGACCACAACGACGUCUGUGCCAUCUGCUACCAGGACAUGUCGUCGGCCGUCAUCACCUACUGCGGCCACUAUUUCCACGGCAACUGCCUGAGGAAGUGGCUGUACGUGCAGGAGACGUGCCCCAUGUGCCACGCCCCGAUCAAACAAGCCACGCCCACCCAGACGUCAGCAGCCACUGGCGAUGAUGCCCCACAGGAUGAGGUAGUCCCCAAUGGUGAAGACAACGAUGACAUUGACGAUGACAAUGACAAUGGGUCCUCGUCUGAAGGAGUGGAGUUCACAGAAGACGAACUGGAACAGGAACAGGAACAGGACCAGGAAAUGGAAGACAGUAGUGACAAGAGGAGAGAGGAGGGAGGACACGCACACUCCGAAGGAUACAUCAGCUCUUCGGAAUGCACAAACCCACCGCACACCAGGGAAACAGACGCCGAAAACGACAAGGGGGGCUCAUCUGAGGGAGAGGAGUUCACCGAAGUAGAGGAAGAAAUGGAAGAAAGCGGCGUCAAGAUGGAAGAGGAACAACACACACACUCCGAAGGAAACACGCCAGCACACACACCUCCUCCACACACACUAGAGGCCACUGACAAGGAGGGCUUGGCCUCUGCAGCGCCGUGUUUGGGCAGCAAUGGCCUCCCUCCUUCAUCACCACCAUGACAGCCACUGAUGGUAUUGGUAUAGAAUGGGAUGUCGACAUCAAAGAUGGACAUUGGAGGAGACUAAAGACCCAGCGGAGUGAUAUGGCCACAGGAGUGACGAUGAAGAUGGAUCGUGGCUGAAACAGGCAGCUGUUGGGAUGUCAGAGGAGAAAAACAAGGCCAACAAAGUUAGAAUGAAGAUGAUGCGCCAUGGGUAAACGAGAGUGCUGUUGGACAGCGGCCAUAUUACAAAAAGGUGGUUCAGUUGCAAAUAAGGUUAGGUUAACCUGGAGGAAGUGGUAUAUUACCUAAUACAAGAGGCUGGAGUCCUGCUUUUCUUAACUGAAUGAUGCCAUCAGGCUAUACAUUAGCAGAUUUCCCACUGUCUGCAGGUUAACUUAACCAAGUUUAUUACUAAAACAAUGUCUGACCACAGUGCCCCAGCUGUGGUGCAUGGACAAGAACAACAUCAACAACAUUGUCAGGGUACUUUUAACUACUAUGAAGAGCAGAAAGAGUUGAAAACCUGUCACAGUACAGAAACUUGUAAUCUCAAAUGUGAUUUCCUCUGUCUCUGCCUCCCUCUCCCAUCAAAUUUCUCUCUGUGACCAUACGCAUCACGGUACUUGAGGAGCCAUUUUGUGUACUCUAGAUUUUGCAGACAGGCCUUUAAAAUAAUGUGCUGUUCUGUCCAAAAUGACUGACUAUAACUCUCUAAAUGCCUUUUUCUGCUUGUCUGUUCAGUUUUUGGACAAUAGAGUUACUGACAUGAUGCAUGCUUACUUACUUGUAAUGUUUUACAGUGGGCAGGAAGAAGUGAGUUUUACAGUAACGUACAUGCAUAGCUGACAGACCCUGUUGGAAAAGACAAUUGGUCAGUUUGAUAAUUCUCUGGAAUUGUCUCUCAGGACAUGUUCAGCUGAGAUGGACAGUGUGUGUGUGUGUGAGUGCGUGAGUGUGUGUAAUGUGUGAGAGACACUGUGUGUGUGCGCAUGCGUGCGUGUGUCUGGGUGAGUGUUUGUGUGUUCAUGCGUGUGUGGGUGAGUGCCUCUGUGUGUGUUUGUUUGUGGAAAUUGUUUGUGUGCAUGCAUAUGUGUGCGUGUGUGUAGAAGGUUAUGUUUUUGUCUAUUAAAGAAAAAGAUUCACCAGUAGCAAUAUACUGUAUUGAAUGGAAAAAUCGUAACCUAACGGGAAGAAAUAAAUACCUAAUCACUCAGAUUUGUGGUAUUAACAGGUUAUUUUGUCUUAAUAAAACCUUUAAAAGCGUUAAACUAAGACCAA
Molecule: messenger RNA, 4183 nt
Organism: Engraulis encrasicolus (European anchovy)
Lineage: Eukaryota; Metazoa; Chordata; Actinopteri; Clupeiformes; Engraulidae
Product: RING finger protein 145
Exons: 10
Coding region: 705-2921 (738 amino acids)
Cellular component (GO): endoplasmic reticulum; endomembrane system
Molecular function (GO): zinc ion binding
Source: RefSeq, a predicted model, not a curated record